Molecule: messenger RNA, 1803 nt
Organism: Trachymyrmex cornetzi
Lineage: Eukaryota; Metazoa; Arthropoda; Insecta; Hymenoptera; Formicidae
Product: nudC domain-containing protein 1
Exons: 4
Coding region: 92-1759 (555 amino acids)
Molecular function (GO): protein binding
Source: RefSeq, a predicted model, not a curated record
CAAACGCAAUCUCCGUCAGUAGCUUGUGCUGUUAUCAGUUCAAGAAUUUAUGCAUAUUUUACUGAUAUUUAUUUUAUUAAUAUAAGCAGCAAUGACAGAAAUAAUCGAGUUACAUCCUAAUAAGAGUUCGAUAAAUUCAUCUUUUGAGAAAUAUCAAUUUUUCAAUGAGGUUAUUUCUAUAAUUUCUGAAAACAAGCUAAGAAAUUAUGUAUACAGAUUAGAGCCAAAUCAUAAUCAAGAAUCCUGGCUGGAAGCAAGGCUCUUUGCUUUUCAUAAUCAUUUAUUUAACAAUGUGUAUGACAUGUCAUGCUGGUUCAUUGAUGAAACUUUAGCUGUUUGGCGUCUGGAUGAGGAUGGUUCCUUGGAUCAAGUAUAUAAAUUACAUACACAAGAUACAAGCUCAUCAGAAAUAACAUAUAAUCCAUCAAUUGGAUUUACUUCGAAUAAUAUUGUGGCAAUUUCUGAUGGUGGUGGAAAUCUACAUAUAUUGAUAGGAUGUACAGAAGAAAAUAGGAAGGUUUUUCCAGUAGCUCCUGAAAAACCAGGAAUCAUCAUGAAUGUUCAAUAUAUAGAAAAAAGUUUCAAAAUUAUUUUAACUAUAUGUGCUAUUGCUACAGAUGAUAAUCAAAAGAAAUAUACACAGCUUAUAUUAUUAUCAUAUGGUUUGCAUGUGGAAAAUGAAAUAAUGAAAAUAUAUAACAUAGAUAAACAGCUAUUGAAAGUACAAGGCACAGUAGACUAUGUUUAUAUAGAAGAAAAUGGAAAUUACUUGCAUUCUAUUUGUCAGGAUAACAUUGGUUUCGAGAAUAAAAACUCACAACAAACUGAAACUGAAAUAGAAAAACCAAGCGUCAGUUCGCAAAUAAAGAUUCCAAAGUACUAUUGGUCGCAAGACGAAGAAUCACUUACUGUUUGGGUUAAAGUACCAAAACAGCAUAGUAAUAAACGACCUAAAAUAAGCAUCAAGCCGUUAGAAUUAUCUGUUAUAAUAGAUAACGAGAUAUUAAUACAAGGGGAAUGUCAAUAUAGAUUGGAGGAGAAUAUGGCAACUUGGAGGCACAAAGAAGAUACAUUGCAAAUUGAUUUAAGCAAAUAUGAAUAUGGAUUAAUGUGGAGUGAAUUAAUUAAAGGUGACACUGGAGGUGAAUGUCUACCCAAUGAGACUCUUGCUGCAGAAAUUCAUGCUAGGCUAGCACAUUUAUGUACAGAUCAACAAAAUGACAGUGUUGGAGGGGAUCAACCUUGUGUGGGGUUUAAUGCUGAACAAUUAGAAGAGUGUGAUUUGGAAGGAAAAGAUAAGUUUUUACAAAGGAUUAAUCUUCUUACACAGGCAACCACACAUCUAGCUAGAUUGGGAAGCAACAAUCAUGUGUUAUUUACAUACAAAAGAAAAUAUGGACAAACAGUGUGCCUAAGAUACGAUCAUGAUGCCUGCAUCUGGGAAAUGGACAAUGGGAACGAUAAUACUCAAUGGAAUUUGCAACAUGUCCAUAGCUUUCCUGGAUUUGGCUAUGUCGAAGCAAGCAAAAGCAAUAAAAAAUUUUGUGUAUCUCCAAUUGAUGGUUCAUACAUAGCUAUAGUGGAACAUACACGACAUGUGUUCCUAUAUGAGAGACCUGAUGUUGGAGCAAAGUCCGCCAAACAAAGAAUUAUUGAUCUUGAUUGCCAAGCUUCUCCCAUUAUGGGUGUCGUUGCUACAAAGAAAUACCUGAUUGUACUUUCGAAGGAUAAAUUAUAUCGUUUACAAAUCCGUAUGUGAUAAUUGUGCUAUUCGUAUUUUUUACCGGCAUAAAUAAAACAAUU